This is a messenger RNA of Hippocampus zosterae (dwarf seahorse), 15490 nucleotides long. It is a transcript of the gene fat1a, whose product is annotated as FAT atypical cadherin 1a. Gene Ontology annotation, cellular component: plasma membrane. Gene Ontology annotation, biological process: homophilic cell-cell adhesion. NCBI's taxonomy places the organism in Eukaryota, Metazoa, Chordata, Actinopteri, Syngnathiformes, Syngnathidae. The transcript is spliced from 31 exons. The coding region runs from base 215 to 14113 and encodes 4632 amino acids. The record is from RefSeq and is a predicted model, not a curated record. Gene Ontology annotation, molecular function: calcium ion binding.
AAGUGGUGACGAGUCAGAGGGCGAGAGGGGACCGCUCCGAGCUUCCACCAGAUGGAUGUUCGGCGAGCCAGUGUGAGCUCGAUGCACCACCAUGCCGACAUUUGGACUACUUAAAGUACCCAGCAAACCUCCCAAGCUUCGGGAUUAAUUUGUAUUUCUUCGAGGGGAAAGAAAAAAAAAGGUACGUGGCGUCGGCGGCGUCGAAAAAGCUACGAUGACGGGACGGCGGGCGCUUUCGCUGGCCUCGCUGCUCCUGCAGCUGGUCUGGACGGCGGCGGCGGCGGCGGCCCCCCUGCGCUUCACGCAGCCCGUUUACAACGCCACCAUCUACGAGAACUCCGCCGCCAAGACCUACCUCGAGAGCCACAUCAAGAUGGGGAUCGACGUCGCCGACCCCGCCUGGGAGAUACGCUACAAAAUCAUCUCCGGGGAUAACGAGAACUUGUUCAAGGCCGAGGACUACCCGCUGGGAGAUUUUAGCUUUUUGCGCAUCCGAACCAAAGGGGGCAGCACGGCGAUCCUCAACCGGGAGGUUCGAGACCACUACGUGCUGACCGUGAAGGCGUCCGAGAGGGGCAGCGACGCCGAGUGCCGCGCCCAGGUCAGAGUCCAGGUCCUGGACACCAACGAUUUGAGGCCGCUGUUCUCGCCGACCUCGUACAGCGUCUCGCUCCCGGAAAACACGGCGGUACGCGGCAGCGUGGCCAAGGUGACGGCGACGGACGCCGACAUCGGUACGAACGGGGAGUACUAUUACAGUUUCCGCGAGUGGACCGACAUGUUCGCCGUGCACCCGACCAGCGGCGUGGUGACGCUCACCGGCCGGCUGGACUACUCCGAGACCAAACUGUACGAGCUGGAGAUCCUGGCGGUGGACCGCGGCAUGAAGCUUUACGGGAGCAGCGGCUUCAGCAGCACGGCCAGGCUGACUGUACGGGUGGAGCGGGCCAACGAGAACGCGCCCGUCGUCGCCGCCGCCGUGGCGCUGACGCCCUCGGACUCCGACCCGGACCCCACGUACGCCAUCGUGACGGUGGAGGACAGCGACCCGGGACCCAACGGGGAGAUCGCCUCGCUUAGCAUUGUCGCCGGCGACCCGCUCCAGCAGUUCAGGGCCGUGAGAACCAGCCCGGGGGGCAAGGAGUAUAAAAUAAAAGCGGCCAAGAACGUAGACUGGGAGAGUCGGCCUUUUGGGUAUAAUCUCACUCUGCAGGCGAAGGACAAGGGAAGCCCGCCUCAGUUUUCCUCCGCCAAAGUGGUGCACGUCACCCCCCCUCGGUUCAAAACGGGACCCCCCGUCUUUGAAAAGUCCCUUUACAGAGUCAACCUGAGCGAAUUCGCCCCCGUUCACACGCCCGUUGUCAUGGUGAGCGCUCUCCCGAAGCACCCGGGGCUCAGAUACGCUCUGGGUCGCAAAUCGGAUCCGUUUGCCAUCAACCCCGAAACCGGCUUGAUCAGCACGGCGGCGCCGAUCGCCGCCGCCGUCCGCUUCGAACUGGACGUGACGGCGAGCGGCGGGAAAGCGGCAACGAAAGUCAUCGUGGACGUCAUCGACGUGAAUAAUAAUGCGCCCGAGUUCCAGCGGACGUCGUACAGGGCCGGCGUGGACGAAAACGCCCCCGUCGGGACCAGUGUGGUGACGGUGGAGGCCGUCGACCCGGACCGGGGCGAGAACGGCUACGUGACGUACAGCAUCGCCAACGUCGACCCGCAGCCGUUCGUCAUCGACUAUUUCUCGGGCGUCAUCAGCACCUCGGAGGUGCUCGAUUACGAGCUGGUGCCCCGGAUUUACAGUCUCAAGGUCCGAGCCUCGGACUGGGGAUCGCCCUUCCGGCGGGAGGCGGAAGCCGUCGUCACGGUGACGCUGAACAACCUCAACGACAACCGGCCGCUGUUCGAAAACGUGGACUGCGACGUGACCGUGCCGAGAGACCACGGCGUGGGCGAGCAGAUCACCGCCGUGUCGGCCAUCGACGCCGACGAGCUGCAGCUCGUGCGCUACUACGUCCGAUCCGGCGACGACCUGGGUCUGUUUGAGCUCAACUCCAACUCGGGCGUGCUUUCGCUCCGGAAGACGCUGAGCGAGGGCGAGGCGGCCAAAAGGUCCUUUCACAGUUUGCGGAUCGUGGCGAGUGACGGCGAACGCCAGACGCAACCCAUGUACAUGAACGUAACGGUCAUUAGUGCCCGGACCCCCGUGCAGGUGAAGUGUGUGGAAACCGGGGUGGCGACCAUGUUGGCCGAGAAGCUGCUCCAGGGAAGCAAGGUCCACGCGCGGAGCGAACCCGACGACCACUUUGUGGACAUUCACUCCGUCAACCGCCACGCGCCGCGCUUUGCCGACUCCUUCCCCGCCUCGGUGGAAGUCAGGGAGGACCUCCCCGUCGGGGGCCGCAUCGUUCAUUUGGGCGCCUCCGACGCCGACGGCGGCUUCAACGGGAAGCUGGUGUACGUCAUCUCGGGAGGCGACGCCGAGAGUCGCUUCCUGGUCGAGAUGGAGACGGGCUGGCUUACGGUUUCUUCGCCUCUCGACAGGGAGACCAAAGACCGUUACACGCUCAACGUGACGGUCUACGACCUGGGCAUUCCGCAGAAGUCGUCCUCGCGGCUGCUCGACGUCAAGAUCUUGGACGCCAACGACAAUAUCCCGCGUUUUUUGCAGGAGUCCUACUCUGUGGAGAUUAGCGAGAGCGCUCCGGUGGGCACGCAAAUCAUCCAGGUGGACUCGACGGAUCGGGAUCUAGGCGAGAACGGCGCGGUUAGGUACUCCAUUUUGGGCGGCGCCGAUCACUUUGCGAUUGACGCCGAGUCCGGGGUGGUGACGGUCGCCAAGCCGCUGGAUCGCGAGCUGCGUCCGGCGUACGACUUGAAGAUCGCGGCCAGCGACCUGGCCGAAAAGGAGCCCCGGCUCGUGUCGGCCGUGCCGCUGAAGAUCACGCUGGAGGACGUGAACGACAACCCGCCCAAAUUCGUGCCCCCCAAUUACCGCAUCAAGGUGAGGGAGGACCUCCCCGUCGGCACGGUGGUCAUGUGGCUGGAGGCCCACGACCCCGAUGUCGGGCCCUCGAGUCAGAUCCGCUACGGCCUGAUGGACAACGGCGAUGGAAACUUUGAAGUGGACAAGCUGAGCGGGGCGGUGCGGAUCGUGCGCAAUUUGGACUACGAGACCAAGCGGGUAUACAACCUGACGGCAAAGGCCAAGGACAAAGGCAAGCCCGUGUCGCUGUCGUCCACUUGCUUCGUGGAGGUGGACGUGGUGGACGUCAACGAAAACCUCUACCGGCCGACGUUCCGUUCCUUCGUGGAGAAAGGAUUUAUCAAGGAGGACGCCGCCGUCGGGUCUUCUGUCAUGACGCUGAGAGCCGAGGACGAGGACAAAGGCCGAGACGGAGAGAUCCGGUACUCCAUCCGCGACGGUUCCGGCCUGGGGGUAUUCACCAUCGAUGAGGAAACCGGUAUCAUCCGAACGCAAGAGCUGCUGGACCACGAGACCACCCCCCACUACUGGCUGACGGUCUACGCCAUGGAUCGAGGCGUGGUUCCCCUCUCCGCCUUCGUGGAGGUCUACGUCCAAGUGCAGGACGUCAACGAUAACGCGCCGCAAGCGUCGGAACCCGUCUACUACCCCUCCGUGAUGGAGAACUCCCCUAAGGACGUGUCCAUCAUCCAGAUCGAGGCGCUGGACCCGGAUGAUGAUUCUAGCGAUAAACUCAGCUAUAAAAUCACCAGCGGUAAUCCGCAAGGCUUCUUUGCCAUCAAUUCCAAGACAGGCCUAGUUAUGACGACGUCAAGGAAGCUGGACAGGGAGCAGCAGGAUGAGCACAUUCUUGAGGUCACCAUCACUGACCACGGCGUUCCGGCCAAAUCCACCACGGUGCGUGUCAUCGUGCGCGUGCUGGACGAGAACGACAACCGUCCUCUAUUCCUGGAGAAGAUCUACAAGAUCAAGCUUCCGGAGCGCGAGCGUACCCCCGAGAAGGAGCGGCCCGCCGCCCGGAGGGACCCCGUGUACCGGGUGGUGGCGUCCGACCGCGACCACGGCGCCAACGCCGAGAUCUCGUACAGCGUGGAGGACGGCGACGAGCACGGGAAGUUUUUCAUCGAACCCAAGACGGGAGCCGUUUCAUCCAAGAAGUUCUCCACGGCGGGGGAGUACGACAUUCUCACGAUCAAAGCGGUGGACAACGGCCGCCCUCAGAAGUCGUCGACGUGUCGACUCCACAUCGAGUGGAUCCCCAAACCGGAGAUACCGGAGGACGCCGCCCCGCUGGUCUUCGAGGAGUCGCCGUUCUCCUUCUCGGUGAUGGAGAGCGACCCCGUGGCGCACAUGGUUGGCGUCGUGGCCACCGAGUCGUCGGACGUUCCCGUGUGGUUCGAGAUCACAGGCGGCAUGGAGGACACUGAGAUGUUUUACAUCCUUCAGAUGGCUUGCGACCACAACUGUACAGCAGAAGGUGGAAACUACGACAGCCGCUUCGACGUGGGCAAGGCCAGCGGAACCCUUAUUGUGGCGAGGCCGCUGGACGCCGAGCAGAAGUCCAACUACAACCUGACGGUGGAGGCCACAGACGGGAACAGGACGGUUAGCACGCAGGUGCUCAUCCGCGUCAUCGAUACCAACAACCACCGGCCUCAGUUCUCCCGCGCCAAGUAUGAAGUGAGCGUGCCCGAGGAUGUGCCGGUGGGCACCGAAGUGCUCCACGUGGAUGCCACCGACCAGGACGAGAAGAACAAGUUGACCUUCACCCUUCUGAGCAGCACGGACCCAUUCAGCCUGAAGAAGUUCAAGUUGGACCCGGGGACGGGGAGGCUGUACACCGCCGAACUGCUGGAUCACGAGACCAUGCACAGCCACGUUCUCACGGUUAUGGUACGCGACCAGGAUAUCCCCGUGAAACGCAACCUGGUGCGCGUGAUCGUCAACGUGGAGGAUGCCAAUGACAACGCGCCGUGGUUCGUCGGCACGCCCUACUCAGGCCGCGUGUUCGAAUCCGCCGCCGUCGGCUCGGCCGUGCUGCAAGUCACGGCUCUGGACAAAGACAAAGGCCGCAAUGCGGAAGUCGUCUACAGCAUCGAGUCAGGAAAUGUGGCAAACUCCUUUGCCGUGGACCCCGUUUUAGGCACCGUCACAGUGGCCAAGGAGCUCAGUCGAAGUGGCAAGACCCGCUUCGAGCUCACUAUCAAGGCGUCCGACCGCGGGGCCGCCCCGCUGUCCACCACCGCCGCCGUCUCCAUCGCCGUCACCGUCUCGGACAAUGCCGCCCCCAGGUUCUCGGAGAAGGUGUUCUCCGCCGACAUCGGCGAGUCUGCCGCCCCCGGGAGCUUCGUGAGCUCGUUGGCGGCGGUCAGCCAAUCGUCUGUGUUCUACCAAAUCAAAAGCGGAAACACCGACAACACCUUUGACAUCAACCCUUACUCCGGUGUGGUGGUCACGCAGAAAGAGCUGGACUACGAGGUGGCCCCGCAGUACAAGCUCGUCGUCCAGGGCACCAACAUGGCCGGGCUCGCCAGUAACGCAACCCUGGUGAUUCAUCUGAAGGAUGAAAAUGACAACGCCCCCAUUUUCCUCCAGCGGGAGUUUGAAGGUGUGGUCAGCGAGUCGGCUGCCAUCAACAGCGUCGUCCUCACCCGAGAAAACGCGCCGUUUGUCAUCCGGGCCUCGGAUGCCGACAGCGACCGCAACGCCAUGCUGGUUUAUCAGAUCGUGGAACCCUUUGCCCUCAACUACUUUGCCGUCGACUCUAGCACCGGAGCCGUCAGGAUCACAACCGCCUUAGAUCAUGAGCAAAGGAGUGUUUACCGCUUUACGGUGCAGGUCCACGAUCUUGGCGUGCCGCGUCUGUUUGCAGAGAUGGCGGCCAACGUGACGAUCAAGGUCAUUGACGUCAACGACUGUCCGCCGGUUUUCAGCCAGGAUGUCUACGAGGCAACUGUGGUGCUGCCGACAUACAGAGGCGUGGAGGUUGUCAACGUUAACGCCACCGACUCGGACUCCGGACCCAAUGCCAGGCUUCUGUUUUCCAUCUCUGAGGGCAACAUCGGCGACAAGUUUAAAAUGGACGCAAACACCGGGGUGAUCUUCAUUCAGAACGUCACCCAGCUAAGAAGCAGGUACGAGCUGAAAGUCAGGGUUUCGGAUGGAAGAUUUGCCAACGUCGCCGCCGUCAAGAUCCACUUGAAGGAGAACAAAGCGAGCAAGGUGAAGUUCACCAGAGACUCCUACAGAGCUUCUGUCCCGGAGAACUUGUCCGAGAGGAGGACGCUGGAAGUCAUUGCUGCUGUCGGUAACCAUGUAAACGAGCCUCUGUUCUACAAAAUCUUAAAUCCUGACAAGCGCUUUGAAAUCGGGAGGACAUCCGGGGUGGUUUCGACCACCGGAAUAGCGUUUGAUCGUGAAAAGGAGGACACGUUUGAUGUCGUCGUGGAGGUCACGAAGGAGGACCCGUCCGAAGACACUGCCCACGUUGUUUUGACGGUGGCGGUGGAGGACGUCAAUGACAACGCGCCCGUCUUCGUGAACCUCCCCUAUCGCGCCCUGGUCCAGAUGGAUGCAGAGGAAGGCCAAGCGGUCCGGCAGGUCACGGCAGUGGACAAGGACCGUGGUCGCAAUGCAGAAAUCCGUUACGAGCUGAAGGAGUCUCAUGAGCAUUUUGACAUCAACCCCUCUGGAGAAAUCACCAUCAAGAAGACGCUCGAGAAAGAAUCGCUUGACAUGGACUUUGUCGUGAUUGUCGUGGCGAAGGACGGCGGCGAUCCAGUACUGUCGUCAGAAGUGGAAGUCCCAAUUACAGUGGUGAACCAAGCCGUCCCCAUUUUUGAGAAACCCUUUUACAACAUUGAAAUCCCUGAAAAUAUCCAAGUGCACACGCCCGUUCUCCACGUGCAGGCCAGUGACUCCGAGGGACCUCGUAUUGUCUACACCAUCUCUGAGGGCGACCCCUUCAAGCAGUUCUCCAUUGACUUCAACACGGGGGUCCUUCACGUGGCUCAGCCCCUGGACUUUGAGACGCACCCGGCCUAUAAAUUGAACAUCCGGGCUACCGACUCCUUGACUGGGUCGCGCUCAGAUGUAUUCGUGGACAUCAUCCUGGAAGACAUCAAUGACAACUCCCCAGUGUUUCUGUCAAAGUCCUACUACGCCACGAUCUCGGAGGCGUCUGUUAUCGGUACUUCUGUCCUGCAAGUGGAGGCCAAAGAUUUCGACACGGGCCGCAAUCAGGAAAUCUUCUACCAGUUGGUGGAGGAGAAGGGGAAGAGCUCAAAUUACUUUGCCAUUGACCGCGACACGGGUCUCAUCUCGACGGCGCGAGCGCUCGAUCACGAGGAGACCCCGCAGCACCAUCUCAGGGUCCGCGCAGUGGACGGGGGGGUCCCUGCCCUCUUCGGUGACGUCCAGGUGACGGUGGACAUCACAGACCUGAAUGACAACGCGCCAAUGUUCGCUGAGCCGGCCUACAAGGCAACCAUCAGCGAGUUGGCUUCCCGCGGGCACUUUGUCACCCAAGUCCAAGCCUCGGACGCCGACAGCUCGGACUCGGACAAGCUCGAGUUCGCUAUUGUCUCUGGGAACGACGACCAAAGUUUUGCCAUCGAUAAGCAGACCGGAGCUAUCGUUAUUUCCAACCACCGUCUCCCACAAAUGCAGCCGCUCUACCACCUCAACGUGUCCGUGUCGGACGGCGUGUAUCGGAGCUCAGCCCUCGUGGACGUCACCGUCAUCGGUGCCAACUUCCACAACCCUGCAUUCUCUCAGGUGGAAUACGCCGUCGAGCUGGUGGAAAACUCCCCCGCCGGUACCAUGGUAGCUGAAGCCAAAGCCACAGACGACGACGACGGCAUAUAUGGGCAAAUCACAUAUCGCAUCGUCAACGACGUAGCCAAGGACAAGUUCACGGUCAAUGAAAAUGGUGAUGUCUUCACCUUGGAGAGCCUGGAUCGAGACAGCAGCAUCGAGAAGGUCAUUCCUAUCUCUCUAGAGGCCAAAGACGGAGGUGGCAAGGUGGGCUUUUGUACGGUAAACGUGGUCCUCACUGACGUCAAUGACAACGCGCCGCAGUUUAGGGCCGGCGAGUACAAAGUCACUAUCGCCUCGGAUGCCCCGCGGGGUACAUCAGUGGUGAAGAUCGCCGCCUCCGAUGUGGACGAGGGAACCAACGCCGAUGUCGAGUACUCAUUUGAAGCUGACGUCGAGAAUGUGGCGGAGAACUUUGAAAUUCACCGCACAUCUGGGGUCAUCUUAACAAGAGAGAGUCUCAUCGGUCUCGAGGGUGAGCUCUAUGCCUUUUUCGUCCGGGCGAAGGACACCGGAAACCCGCCGAAGCAGUCGGUCGUGCAAGUAUACAUCCAAAUAGUAGCGCCCGAGACUCCCAUCCCCAAGUUCGCCGAGCCUCAUUACCGCUACACAGUGCCUGAAGACCUACCAAUCGGCACGGAGAUCGACGUGCUCCCGGCUGAGAGCGAGCAGCAACUGACUUACACCCUCGUGAACGGCAACACUCCAGAAAGCAAUGAGAAUGAGGUCUUCGUCGUGGACCGAGACACCGGCGCCCUGAAACUCCAGAAGAGCCUGGACCACGAGACCACCAAGUGGUACCAGCUCACCUUGCGGGCACAGGCUCAGCGAGAUGACUUUGACGUCGUCGCGUCCGUCAGCGUCAACAUUCAAGUGAAAGAUCUCAACGACAAUGAGCCGGUCUUUGAGUCUGACCCUUACCGGGCAGUGGUGGUGGAAAACCUCCCAGGCGGGGCGCAGGUGGUUCAAGUCAAAGCCACUGACCUGGACUCAGGCACCAAUGGUCUCGUUCUGUACAGCUUGGACGCCAAACUCAACUCGCAGGACAUUGUCGAGCUCUUUGCCAUCAACGCCGAAACCGGCUGGUUGACCACCCUAAAGGAGCUGGACCGCGAAAAGCGCAACAAGUACACCAUUGCCGUCAUCGCCACUGAUCAGGGCGACAAAGUCCAGCACGCAACGGGCACGCGAGUGGAGGUGACGGUGGCCGACGUCAACGACAACCCACCCCGCUUCACGGCGGAAGUUUACAAGGGAACCGUCAGCGAGGACGACCCGCCGCCCAGCGGCGUCAUUGCCAUCCUGAGUACCACCGACGAAGACUCGGAGGACAUCAACAGACAAGUCAACUACUUCAUUACAGCGGGAGAUCCGCUGGGGCAGUUUGCCAUUGAGCACAUUCAGAAUGAGUGGAAAGUGUCCGUCAGGAAGCCUCUGGACCGCGAGACCACGGACUAUUAUCUUCUCAACAUCACGGCCAGCGACGGCAUCUUUACGACCAAAGCCGUGGUGGAAGUCAAAGUGCUGGACGCCAAUGACAACAGCCCCGUGUGUGAAAAGUCGCUCUACAGCGAAAGCGUUCCGGAGAACUCGCCAGCCAGCAGACUCAUCCUGCAAGUCUCGGCCACCGACGCCGAUAUCCGAUCAAACGCGCAAAUCUCCUACGAGCUCAACGGGCCUGGUUCGGAGCUCUUCUUCAUUGACUCCGAGACGGGUGAACUGAAGACACUGAAGCCCCUGGACCGCGAGGAGUGCGACGAGUACCGCUUCAAAGUGCGAGCGGUGGAUGGCGGCGGGCGCUUCUGCGAGGCCAACGUGCACGUGUCGGUGCGUGACGUCAACGACAACGCACCCGCGUUCGCCGCCGACCCGUACGCCAUCACCGUCUUCGAGAACACCGAGACGGGAACCUUCGUGGCGAAGCUGCAGGCCGACGACGCCGACAGCGGUCCAAAUGGCGACGUGGUCUACUCGCUGCUGGAUUCCGCCGACGGCUGGUUCGGCAUCGACGAGCUGAGCGGCAUCAUCAGCCUAGAACGGCCGCUGGACCGCGAGGCGCGCUCCCUGUACGAGCUGGAGGCCCGCGCCGCCGACCGCGGCUCGCCGCGUUUGUGGGCGACGUGCCGCGUGCUGGUCUCCGUGCUGGACAUCAACGACAACCCGCCCGUGUUCGAACGGCGCGAGUACGCCGCCGCUGUGCCCGAGGACGCGGCUGUGGGCGGACAGGUGCUCAGGGUCCAGGCCGCCAGCCGAGACGUGGAGGCCGGCGGGGAGAUCGCAUAUAGCAUCGUUAGCGGAAACGAGCACGGGGCAUUCAGCGUGGAUCCGAGCACGGGCGACAUCUUUGUGAUCGCGUCGCUGGACUACGAGUUGUCUCAUGAGUUCUACAUCACUGUGGAGGCCACCGACGGGGGCUCGCCGCCCCUCAGCGACAUGGCCACCGUCAACAUCAACGUGACCGACGUCAACGACAACGCGCCCGUCUUCAGCCAGAGCGUCUACGCCGCCGUCGUCGGCGAAGACGCCGAGCUGGGCAAGACCGUGUUGACGGUGAUGGCCGAGGAUGCAGACGGGCCGUCGUACAACCGCGUGCGCUACGCCGUCAUGGACGACAACGGCGGCAGCCCCUUCAUCAUCGACCCCAUACGAGGCGAGCUCAAAGUGGCCCGGCAGCUGGACCGGGAACAGACGUCGGGCUACACGCUGACGGUGCUGGCCGUGGACAGCGGGACGCCGCCGCUGUCGGGCAGCGCCGUGGUCAACGUGGACAUCUCCGACGUCAACGACAACCCGCCGCUCUUCUCCCAGGCCAACUACAGUCUCAUCAUCCAGGAGAACCAAGCUCAGGGCACCAGCGUUCUCCAGCUCCUGGUGUCGGACCGUGACGCCUCCCACAACGGGCCGCCCUUCGCCUUCUCCAUCGCCGGCGGCGAUGCGGCCCACGCGUUCCGUAUUGACCAGCGCGGAACGCUGAUCUUGGCGGGGCCUCUUAGCAAGAGAGCCAAGGAACACUACCUGCUUCAAGCUCAGGUGUCCGACAGCGGAAAACCGGCGCUCACCUCCAGCGCCUUCAUCGGCGUCCGCGUCAUCGAGGAGAGCGUCUACCCGCCCGCCAUCCUCCCGCUGGACAUUUUCGUGUCCACCGCUGACGACGAGUACGCGGGCGGCGUCCUGGGCAAAAUCCACGCCACCGACCAGGACGUCUACGACACGCUGACGUACGGCCUGGCCCCGUCCUCCGCGGCGGCUUCGGCGUCCUUCUCGGUGUCGCCGUCGGACGGGAAAGUGAUCGCCCUGCGGCCGCUGGACCCCGGUCACUACCCGCUCAACGUGACGGUGACGGACGGGCGCUUCACGGCGGCCGCCGACGUCAACGUGCACGUGCGGCAGGCGGCCCGCCAGGCCCUGGACAACUCCAUCGCCGUGCGCUUCGCCAGUAUCGCCCCCGAGGAGUUCAUCGGAGACUACUGGCGGAACUUCCAGAGGGCGCUGAGGAACAUCGCCGGCGUGAGGAGGAACGACGUGCAGCUGGUCAGCCUGCAGCCAUCUGAGCAGGGAGACCUCGAUGUGCUGCUGGCGCUGGAAAGAUCCGGAAGUCCCUACCAGUCGCAGGAGGUGGUCUUCCGUAAGCUGAACUCCUCAGCGGGCGUCAUCGAGGAGAUGACGGGGGUGCGUAUCGUGCGCGUGGCUCAGAAGCUCUGCUCGGGCAUGGACUGCCCGCUGCGCUUCUGCGACGAGGUGGUCUCGCUGGACAGGACGUCCAUGUCCACCUACAGCACCGCACGCCUCAGCUUCGUCACGCCCAGACACCACAGACGUGCCAGCUGCCAGUGCCAAGGUGGCGAUUGUCCCAUACUGAACAGCGUGUGUGACAACAGCCCUUGUCCGGAGGGCUUGGACUGUGCGGCCGACGCGCACAGAGACGCCAAGUACACCUGCGUGUGUCCUCAAGGGGCCACAAGCAAAUGUACCGACGGCCAUUCGUUGACAUUCAGCGGCAGCGGCUACGUGAAGUAUCACCUGAUGGAGAACGACAACAAGGAGCAGAUGAAGCUGUCCAUGCGCCUGCGCACCUUUUCUGGACACGCCACCGUCAUGUUCGCCAAGGGCACCGACUACAGCAUCCUCGAGAUCGUGAACGGUCGCCUGCAGUACAAGUUCGACUGCGGCAGCGGCUCCGGUCUGGUGUCGGUCCACAGCGCCACGGUCAACGACGGCGAAUGGCACUCGGUCUCCUUGGAGGUGGACGGCAACUACGCCAAGCUGGUACUGGACCGCGUGCACGCCGCCUGGGGGACGGCGCCGGGCACCCUGCGCACCCUCAACCUGGACAACAGCGUCUACUUCGGCGGUCACGUCCGCCAGAACGCCGCCUCGGCCGCCCGCCUCGGACGCAACCUGCCCGUGGCCAAUGGCUUCCGUGGUUGCAUGGAGGCCAUCGCGCUCAACGGCCAGGAGCUGCCUCUCAACACCAAGGCGCGCCGGGCGCACGCCGUCAUGGAGGCCAUCGAGGACGUGGCGCCGGGGUGCGCGCUCACCCCGCCGGAGAGUUGCUCCAGCAAUCCCUGCAGCAACGGGGGCGUGUGCACCCCCAGGCCGAGUGGAGGCUACUUCUGCAAGUGUCCCACUUCUUUUAUGGGCGCCCACUGCGAGAUGGCCAUCAGCCCAUGCGCCUCCAACCCGUGUUUGUACGGGGGCACUUGCGUACCCCGGGGGGACGACUUCUACUGCCAGUGCAGAGGACAGUACUCCGGACAAAGGUGCCAGAUGGGUCCUUUCUGCACGGACAACCCGUGUAAGAACAACGGCAAGUGUAUCGACAGUCUGGACGGACCGGUGUGCGAAUGCGAAGCUGGUUUCCACGGAGACCGGUGCCUGAGCGACGUGGACGAGUGCUCGCGGAGCCCGUGCUCCAACGGCGGCCGGUGCCUCAACACGUACGGCUCCUACAAGUGCAACUGCUCGCUGGGCUUCGGCGGUCCCACGUGCGAGCUCGCCGCCGACGUCCGCAAUGACUUGGUGUCCACCUCUUGGAACAUCGGCCUGGAGGAGGUGGUGGGCAUCGUGAUCUUCGUCUCCAGCAUCUUCAUCCUGGUGCUCUUCUUCGUCAUCCUGCGCAAAAAGGCCUGCCGCCGCGCCAAGUCCAAGGCGGAGGACGACGACGAUAAGCGAGGCGCUUCCGGCGUGCCGCACUCCUUCCUCCAGAGGCCUUACUUCGACGCCAAGUUCAACAAGAACGUCUACUCGGACAUCCCGCCGCAGGUGCCCGUGCGGCCCAUCUCUUACACGCCCAGCAUCCCCAGCGACUCGCGCAACAACUUGGACCGCAACUCCUUCGAGGGCUCGGCCAUCCCGGAGCACCCCGAGUUCAGCACCUUCAACCCGGACGCGGCGCACGGCCACCGCAAGACGGUGGCCGUGUGCAGCGUGGCACCCAAUCUGCCGCCGCCGCCCCCUUCCAACUCCGUGUCGGACAGCGACUCCAUCCAGAAGCCCAGCUGGGAUUACGACUACGACGCCAAAGUGGUCGAUCUGGACUGCGUGACCAAGAAGCCUGUGGAGGAGAGCGCAUGUCACCCUUUCAACACCAGGGGGAGCAUGUCCGAAGUGCAGUCGCUCAGCUCCUUCCAGUCGGAGUCGUGUGACGACAACGCUUCCAUAGUGACUGUCAUCCACUUUGUCAACUCUGUGCUUGACACGGUGGAAGAAGAAGAGUCUUUUGUGGCUCGUGAGCUCAAGAACACAAGAGGAUACCACUGGGACACAUCCGACUGGAUGCCGAGCGUCCAGCUCCCGGGAAUCAAGGAGUUCCCGCAGUACGAGCUGGUGGAGUCACCUCCCACCACUUUGUACAGCGACCCGAGCGCCAUGGACACCGACUACUACCCGGGCGGCUACGACAUCGAGAGCGACUUCCCGCCGCCGCCCGAUGACUUCCCGUCCAGCGACGAGCUGCCGCUGCCGCUGCCGCCGCCGCCGCCGCCCGAGUACGGCGACACGCUGCGGUCCGCCACCACCGACGGGAUCCGCCGCCGUCCCGCCCUCCCGGAACUGUACAGCCUGGGCCAAUACUUGGCCCCGCGGGGCGACGGCGACUCCGCCCCGCCGUCCUCCACCGCGGCCACCGCCGACUUCCAUCCGGGUCGGGACUUUGACGACAUGUCGCUGUCGCUGUACGCGUCCACCGCCUCCUGCUCGGACAUGUCGGCGUGCUGCGAGGAGUCCGAGGCUAUGAUCAGCGACUACGAGAGCGGCGACGACAGCCAUUUUGACUGUCUGUCCAUCCCGCCGCUGGGCUCCCAACAGCACACUGAAGUCUGACACUGGAUCCCCGCAAAAAGUGCCUGAAGCCGCUCUCGUGUAUUUUUUUUUUUUGUUGAUGUUGUUGUUUGUUUGUUUUUUUUUGCUGGUACGAUCUGAGUCCACAAGGGGAUAUUCGGACCGAUGCAUACUUGCCAAUCUUUGCAGAUUUUACUGCGCCUCUUUUCUCUUGUUAAAAGAUUGCCAAAUGUUUCGCUGUAUUCGCUCGCUAUUUGAGACCAGGUGUUCGCGAUUUACAACCCUGCCGUAUUCUAUGACUUCCGACAAGUUUCACAUUCCUCCUGAUGGUUGCGAUUGUAAAAAAAAAAAAAAGAUAAUAAUAUUAAUAUGCAAACGGAAUUUGGGACUUCUUGCGAGCUUCUGUAACCCUCCCUUUUUUUUUCUUUUUCCAGGAAAACAGAUAUUUUCGCUAAAUUGAAGUUUUGCAAACAGCCUGUGAGUUAAUACCCGCGACAUUAAGGAACAUUCCGUCACCCUUCCGAUUUGAGCACAUAUUCCGCAUUUUCCAUUUUUUUUGCGCUGCCAAAAAUUUCACCCGAGACAGGUUUAGUUAGCGAAUUUAGACCAGGGGUGUCAAGCUCGUUUUUGUUGUGGGCCAUAUCAUAGUUACGAUUUCCCUGCCUGUGACCCCAUGAAGAAUUAUGAUACGCGUAAUUUCUACAUGAUAUACACAACAAAUUCACGGCUAGCUAAUUUUGAAAUUAGAAGCCAGUAAAUAGUUGUCUCUUCAACUGUUUUGCCAUUUAUUGUGUUAUCAAAAGUGACUUUUUUGUUGUUGUUUUUUUAAUGGGGAAAAUUGGCAAGUAUGGUUUGCAAGUGGAUAAAAAAGACUUAAGACCCGACUCACAGGAAGUGUAGUGUCCGUUUCAACAGUCGGAGAGGGAAUGAAAAGAAAACGAGAAUAAUAAAGAGAAAUCCGCAACAGUUUCUAUCAAUAGAACAUUUUCUACAAGUGGUGAUUUUCAGUGUAAAUGUCAUUGUACAGUUUUGAUUUCAAAGUAGGUUUUGUAGAUAUUCGGUGCUUUUAUUUUGAAGUAACGGUAUGACAUGAUCGGCCUUACUGUGUUAACGUUCAUAGGGCGGGAAAAGUGUUGUUAAAAGUACAAAAACGGGGUCUUCGGUGAACGACUGCAUUAGUCAUGAUUUCCUUUUCUUUUUUAAAAAAUGUUUGUACAUGUUGACGUUGGAACCUCUUUUAUUUUUCCAUCAAGGAAACGGUACCCGAUGAUAUUUAUGGUCGUCAUGGAUACAGCCCAUGUCUGUGUAUAUGUGUGUAAGUGUGUGCGUGAGCGACGCAUCGUUCUUGUUUAGGUUUUUAUUGAAUUACUGCCACCAGCUCACGCUUUCCUACUGGCAAUAAAUUAUUCCUAAAAAAUA